GCAAACCCACUCAAGGGCUGCACUGUCAUGGCGCUGACGAGCUGAAGCUACCGGGGCAAAGCAGGAAGAGGCAGCAGCGCAGCGGAGUUAACGCUGACAUCUACACGCUCCGCGCGUGGACUUUACGGGUCUGGCCCGGGCGGACGGCUGCGGUUCAUCGGCUCCUCCUGGAGCCGCGCUCGGACUUCGCCUCCUGGCAGUUAGUGACUUUGGGCUGCUGUCUGUCAACUGUGAGCACUCGGCGACAAUAGCAACUUCCAGCGCGGAGCUGACACGGAGUCCUCGCAGCCUCUCGACCGAGCGCAGGAAGGCGCGGGCCGGGCGCGAGCUCCGCUCCACCCGCGUGCCCCCUCGCUACCUGCGGCGCGCGCGCACACACACUCCUCCUCGGCUCCCGGCGGCUUUAAUCCACCCGUGUGCUAUCAAGUUACGGAGCGGGAGCGGAGUAGUUCACUGUGGAGCGACGCGGGGACGCGUCCACUCUGCCAGCCGCUCGCGACUCCACUUCGCGGGGGUUUGCGGGGGGCGCCCACUUUCGGGCUUCAUUCGUCCAACUAGCUUUGGAUGGGGAGGGAAACGUUCGCAUUGUGCGCCUGCGGACUGUCAACAACUCAGCAGAAGAGGACAUAGACCCCCCCCUCCCUCCUCCGACACCGUCCGCGCUGUCACCGUCGGGGAGGUGAACAGGUGCCUUACCUGUGAACGCCACCUGUCCCGUCCUCGCUUCCUUAGCCAUGGCUAGCGAGGAGCCGCCGGGCGCCGCGCCGUCCGCGGACGACGCGGACGGGAGACCGAGCCCCGUGGCGCCGAACCCGGCGGUUCCCGUCAGGGGCAUAAGGAUGAAAUUCGCCGUGCUCGCCGGCCUGGUGGAAGUUGGGGAAGUUUCCAACCGAGACAUUGUGGAGACGCUGUUCAACCUGCUGGUUGGCGGCCAGUUCGACCUGGAGAUGAACUUCAUCAUCCAGGAGCCCGAGAGCAUCGUGUGCAUGGUGGAGCUGUUGGACAAGUGCGAGCCCAACUGUCAGGCCGAGGUCUGGAGCAUCUUCACCGCCAUCCUCAAGAAGAGCGUGCGCAACCUGCAGGCGUGCACCGAGGUGGGGCUCAUCCAGCUGGUGCUCCAGCGCGUGACCACCACCGACAGCAUGAUCGCAGACCUGCUCGUGGACAUGUUAGGCGUCCUCGCCAGCUACAGCAUCACGGUGAAAGAGCUCAAGCUCUUCUUCAGCAAGCUGCAGGGGGAGAAGGGCCAGUGGCCUCGUCACGCAGUGAAGCUUUUGUCGGUUCUGAAGUACAUGGCUCAUCGAAAUGGCCCCGACUCCUUCUUCAGCUUCCCAGGAAAAAAUGCAGCUGCGAUAGCUCUGCCUCCCAUCGCCAAGUGGCCGUACCAGAAUGGUUUUACAUUCCAUACCUGGCUCCGCAUGGACCCCCUCAACAACAUCAACGUAGACAAAGACAAGCCUUACCUUUACUGUUUCCGCACCAGCAAAGGAAUGGGUUACUCUGCACACUUUGUGGGCGGCUGUUUGAUAGUGACCUCAUUAAAAUCCAAGGGUAAAGGGUUCCAGCACUGUGUAAAGUAUGACUUCAAACCACAGAAGUGGUACAUGGUGACGCUCGUUCACAUCUACAACCGCUGGAAAAACAGUGAAAUUAGCUGCUAUGUGAACGGGGAGCUGGCGUCUUUUGGAGACAUCGCCUGGUUCGUCAACACCAGCGACACGUUUGACAAGUGUUUCCUGGGCUCGUCGGAGAUGGCAGGCAUCAACCGGGUGUUCUGUGGGCAGAUGGGAGCAGUUUACCUGUUUGGAGAGGCUCUCAGUGCCGCUCAGAUCCUCGCCAUCUAUCAGUUGGGUCCAGGAUACCAGGGCACGUUUAAGUACAAGGCUGAGAGCGACCUGCUGUUUGCAGAGCAUCAUAAGACUUUGUUAUAUGACGGCAAGCUGUCCUCCAGCAUUGCAUUCGCUUACAACCCUCGCGCCACAGAUGCACAGCUCUGCCUCGAGUCCUCCCCCAAGGACAACGCCUCCAUCUUUGUCCAUUCACCCCAUGCACUCAUGCUGCAGGACGUGAAGGCUGUGGUGACUCACUCGGUGCAGAGCGGCAUACACUCUAUUGGAGGCAUGCAGGUCCUCUUCCCUCUGUUUGCACAGCUGGACUUCUGCCAGCCUUCCAGCCACGAGCUGGACACUUCUGUCUGCUGCACUUUGCUGUCGUUUGUGAUGGAGCUCCUGAGGAACUCUGUGGCUAUGCAGGAGCAGGUGCUGGCCUGCAAAGGCUUCCUCGUCAUCGGCUACACUUUGGAGAAGUCUUCCAAGGUGCAUGUGACGCGGCCCAUCCUGGACAUUGUCCUGGCCUUUUCCAGGUACCUGAGCAACUUGCAGAACGGCGUCCUGCUGCUCAAGCAGCUGUGUGACCACAUUCUUUUCAACCCUGCCAUCUGGAUUCAUGCCCCUGCCAAGGUGCAGCUCACGCUCUACACGUACCUGGCAACCGAGUUCAUCAGCACGGUGACCAUAUACAACGCAAUCCGCAGGGUGGGCACCGUGCUUCAGAUCAUGCACACGCUUAAGUACUACUACUGGGUCGUCAACCCUCAGGAUCGAAGUGGAAUCAUUCCCAAAGGCCUUGAUGGCCCAAGACCAAACCAGAAAGAGAUUCAUUCCCUAAGAGCUUUUCUGCUGCUGUUUGUAAAACAGCUCAUAAUGAAGGAUCAUGGCGUGAAAGAAGACGAGCUGCAGAGCAUCCUCAACUAUCUCCUCACCAUGCACGAGGAUGAUAAUCUCAUGGAUGUACUACAGUUGUUAGUGGCUCUGAUGUCUGAACAUCCCGGUUCUAUGAUCCAGGCCUUUGACCAGCGCAACGGGAUUCGUGUGAUUUACAAGUUGUUGGCUUCAAAAAGUGAAGGAGUGCGAGUGCAGACGCUGAAAGUAAUGGGCUACUUCCUGAAACACCUGCCUCCAAAGAGGAAGGCUGAGGUCAUGCUGAGUCACGGCCUCUUCUCCCUGCUCACUGAGCGCCUGAUGCUCAACUCCAACCACUUCACCAUGACAACCUACAACGUGCUCUUCGAGAUCCUUACAGAGCAGAUCUGCACUCAAGUGAUCCAUAAACAGCAUCCGGACCCCGACUCCUCUGUGAAGAUUCUCAACCCGCAAAUUCUGAAGGUGAUAGCUGCUCUGCUGAAGAACUCGCCACGAACUCCCGAGAGCAUGGAGGUGCGCAGAGUGUUUCUGUCAGACAUGAUCAAACUGUUCAAUAACAGCCGGGAGAAUCGAAGGAGCCUGCUGCAGUGCUCCGUGUGGCAGGAGUGGAUGCUCUCGCUGUGCUUCAUCAACCCGCGGAGCAGCGAGGAGCAGAAAAUCACAGAGAUGGUGUACACCAUCUUCCGCAUCCUGCUCUACCACGCGAUCAAACACGAGUGGGGCGGCUGGCGCGUCUGGGUGGACACCCUGUCCAUCACCCACUCCAAGGUUACAUUUGAGCAGCAUAAGGAGAAUCUGUCCCACAUGUUUCAGCAGUACCAGCGUCAGGAGUCCACAACGUCUCUGGGCACGGUCCGAACCAUCUCCGGUACCAGUCAAAGCUCCGAGACCGUUGAAAGUGUCAACGGAGGAGAGGAGACGGCCCCUUCCACCAUUAUUGAGCUUACAGUGAAGGAACUGUCCCCUGACUCAGCAUCCAGUUCCACCCUCACCUCGGGCCCACAGGAUACUGCUGAUGAAAGAGGAAACGCAUCGAUCACUGUGUCCAACAUACUGGCCAGGCCGGAAGAUGAGCCGAAGGUGCUGGACUCCACCAAAGAUGGAGACUUGGGUCAAACAACAGAAACGGAUGCUACUGAGACUCAAAAUAACGAGAGAAGGGAAGAAAAUGAUGAGAUCAAUGAACAGAACGCAGAGACUAAGACGUCCAACGACAAGGGCGGUGAUAAUCCACAAAGCUCUAGCAGCAACCAGGCUGAAACACCGGUUGGAGACUCUGCUACACCAUCUGACACACACACACAACACACACCUAAAGAUGAGGAAAGACAUCAGAGCAACAAAGACGAACCAUCGGCCUCCACAACAGAAAACUCUUUAAAUGAAGCAGACACAAACCAGGAAGAUAAGACGGAGCACACGUCCCCAGAGACCGCAGGCCGUCUGGACGGCAGCGCGCUGGGUGGAGCGUCGGGCUUCAACCCAGAUCUGGACGACGUGUCGCCUGUCAGCGACCGGGUUCCCCCCAGUACGGCUGAUGGCCAAGAGGAGUCCUCGAGCGCCGCUGCCGCCGCCGGAGAGGAGGGGGAGGUGCCUACAGAAGGGGAAGAUAAACACGAAGGCGAUGAAGGCCUGAGAAAGAGCCCUGAGGAGAAACAGGUGUCAGUCUUGUCGGAGGCCGACACCUGUCCGUCUCAAACGCCUGAGCACGGUUUGACAGACGCCGCUGAGGACGAGGCCAAAGAUGAGCCGCGUUCCGCCGUCUCUGGAUCUGCUCCAGCAGACGGGCCGCCCGCUGACGCCACACUGCCCCCUACAGCCCAGGAGGUCGCCGCAGCGCCGCACCCCUCGCCUCGCCGGCCUUCGGAAACCAGCGACACCAGUGCAGACAAAGCCGCUCAAAGCGCAGCAGACUCAGUCAGCAGGACCAAAGAGGUCAAGAUCGCUCGGCUGGACGUGUCCAACGUGGCCUUAGACACAGAGAGACUUGAAUUAAAGGACACCUCCGCAGAUUCGGGCCAAGGGCAGCAGCCGGCGCCGGCCGAAGGCCCGGCUCAGCCGAGGGAGAGCGGCGCCUCCGCCCCGCGCUCCACCAUGUUCCGCAUCCCAGAGUUCCGCUGGUCCCACAUGCACCAGCGCCUCCUCACCGACCUGCUCUUCUCCAUUGAGACGGACAUCCAGAUGUGGAGGAGUCACUCCACAAAGACGAUACUGGACUUCGUGAACAGCAGCGAGAACGUGGUGUUCGUCCACAACAGCAUCCACCUGAUCUCUCAGGUGGUGGACAACCUCAUCAUGGCCUGUGGAGGCAUUUUACCUCUGCUCUCUGCGGCCACCUCCUCCUCUCACGAGCUGGAGAACAUUGAACCGUCCCAGGGCCUGGCGGUGGACGCCUCAGUCACCUUCCUGCAGCGCCUCAUCAACCUCGUGGACGUUCUCAUUUUCGCCAGCUCCCUCAACUUCACCGAGAUAGAAGCAGAGAAAAACAUGUCGUCUGGAGGCAUCCUCCGGCAGUGUCUCCGUCUGGUGUGUGCAAUGGCUGUGAGAAACUGUCUGGAGUGUCAGCAAGCCCAGUUUAAACAUGGCAGCGAAGGCUCCGCAGGCAACUACGCAGCCGUGCCCAGCGCCGUGCUGGGAACAGCCAAGUCUGCAUCUGCACAGAGUCCUGUUGAUGCAGUGACGGGUGGAAUGUCUCCAAUCAGAGACUUGGAUCGGCUGCUGCAGGACAUGGACAUCAACCGCCUCAGGGCUGUUGUGUUCAGAGACAUCGAGGACAAUAAGCAGGCUCAGUUCCUGGCUCUGGCUGUGGUCUACUUCAUCUCCGUCCUCAUGGUGUCCAAGUACCGCGACAUCCUGGAGCCCCACAAUGACAAGAAACACCCUCGACGCUCACAGUCUGCCAGAAGCACAGACAGCGGUGGCAUUCCUGGGGGGUUGGAGGUGGAGAACGGCGUCUUCCUCCGGCGCUACGACUCCGGCAUCGGCGACGACCACGCCUCGGCCGCUGCCAGCGACGCCGACCUGUCGUCCUCCGGCGCCACUCACGGCCCGGACGCCGUCUCCGAGGCCCUGUCCACCCUGUCGUCUGAGGUCCGGCCCGCUCUGGCCGCGGAUUCAAAGGGCAAGAACGUGAAGGACAUCCUUCGCAGCCUCGUGGGCACGCCGGGCGAUGAUGCAAUGGUGGACCCCAAUCUGCUGCCUCCAGCGUUUCUGGGGAAUGUGAGCGACGCAGCCAGAGAGUCAUCGCUGCAGUUCCGCUCGUUUGACAGGAGCGUCAUCGUCGCGCCCAAGAAGGCGGGUGUGACGCCGUCUCCCGGCACCCCCACCCCCCUCACGGCGUCGGCGGCCGCCUCCGUCUCCGCCGGGACGCCCAUGGACAGCGUGGCGGUGGUGUCCUCCGCCGACUCCGCUUCCACAGCCGGCCAGGUUCCAGCCAGCGCUAGCCUGCCAUCUGUCCCCCGACUCUCCCCUGUGACCCAGAACACAGCCCCCAAUAUGAGCAUCUCAGAGCGUCUGGAACAUGCUCUGGAAAAAGCAGCACCUCUGCUGAGGGAGAUCUUUGUGGACUUUGCCCCCUUCCUCUCCAGGACCCUGCUGGGCAGCCACGGACAGGAGCUCCUCAUCGAGGGCACAAGUCUGGUGUGUAUGAAGUCCAGCAGCUCAGUCGUGGAGCUCGUCAUGCUUCUGUGUUCACAGGAGUGGCAGAACUCUAUCCAGAAGAAUGCGGGCUUGGCCUUCAUCGAGCUGGUCAACGAAGGCAGGCUGCUGAGUCACACCAUGAAGGACCACCUGGUUCGCGUGGCUAACGAAGCCGAAUUCAUCCUCAGCCGACAGAGGGCCGAAGACGUUCACAAGCACGCAGAGUUCGAGUCCAACUGUGCCCAGUACUCGGCUGAGAAGCGAGAUGAGGAGAAGAUGUGCGACCACCUGAUCCGAGCGGCCAAGUACCGCGACCACGUGACGGCCACGCAGCUCAUCCAGAAGAUCGUCAACAUCCUGACCGACAAACACGGGGCCUGGGGAAACUCCUCCGCAAGGUACGACCAAAGCCGGCCGAGGGAGUUCUGGCGCCUGGACUACUGGGAGGACGAUUUAAGGCGGCGACGGCGCUUCAUCAGGAACCCCUUCGGAUGCACCCACUCGGAGGCCACGCUCAAAGCCGCCGCCGACCACGUGGCUGGUGUCAAUGCAUCUGAGGAGGACGUUCUCAUAGGCAAGCAGUCCAUCAGGGGUCCGGCUCUGGGGAAUCAGAACUCUGAGAGUGAGACGUUGCUGGACGGAGACGAUGACACUCUGUCGUCCUUGGAGGACAAGGACCUGGAGAACGUAACAGGCCCAGUAAGCUUGAGCACCAGCGCCCAGCUGGUGGCUCCGGCCGUGGUGGUGAGAGGCACCUUGUCCGUCACCGCCUCCGAGCUCUACUUUGAGGUGGAUGAAGACGAGCCGUGCUUCAAGUCCAUCGAUCCAAAGAUUCUAGCCUACACAGAAGGUCUCCAUGGAAAGUGGCUGUUCACAGAGAUCCGAGCCGUCUUUUCCAGGCGCUAUCUGCUGCAGAAUACUGCUCUGGAAGUCUUCAUGGCCAACAGAACUUCGGUCAUGUUCAACUUCCCAGAUGCGGCUGCCGUCAAGAAGGUGGUCCACAGUCUUCCUCGCGUGGGAGUCGGCACCAACUUUGGGCUUCCCCAGACCAGGCGAAUCUCUCUGGCCACGCCAAAGCAGCUGUUCAAAGCCUCCAACAUGACCCAGCGCUGGCAACGGCGCGAAAUCUCCAACUUUGAGUACCUCAUUUUUCUCAACACCAUCUCUGGUCGGACCUAUAAUGACCUAAACCAGUACCCGGUCUUCCCCUGGGUUUUAACCAACUAUGAAUCAGAGGAGCUUGACCUCACUCUGCCCAGCAACUUCAGAGAUCUGUCCAAGCCCAUCGGCGCCCUGAACCCCAAGAGGGCGGCGUUCUUUUCCGACCGAUACGAGUCCUGGGAGGACGAGCAGGUGCCAAAGUUCCAUUAUGGCACCCACUACUCCACCUCCAGCUUCACCUUGAUGUGGCUGCUGCGCAUGGAACCCUUCACCACGUUUUUCCUCAACUUCCAAGGAGGGAAGUUCGACCACGCCGACCGCACCUUCUCGUCGGUGGCCCGGGCCUGGAGGAACUGCCAGAGGGACACGUCUGACGUCAAGGAGCUGAUCCCGGAGUUCUACUACCUCCCCGAGAUGUUUGUCAACGCCAACACUUACAACCUGGGAGUGAUGGAGGACGGCACCGUGGUCUCGGACGUGGAGCUGCCGCCUUGGGCCAAGAGCCCGGAGGAGUUUGUCCGAUUGAAUCGCCUGGCGCUGGAGAGCGAGUUCGUGUCCUGCCAGCUCCACCAGUGGAUCGACCUGAUCUUCGGUUACAGGCAGCAGGGCCCGGAAGCCGCCAGGGCGCUCAACGUCUUCUACUACCUGACCUACGAGGGCGCGGUCAACCUCGGCUCCAUCGGCGACCACAUGCUGAGAGAGGCUGUUGAGUCUCAGAUCAGGAGUUUUGGACAGACCCCAGGUCAGCUGCUUAUCGAGCCUCACCCCCCGCGGAGCUCAGCCAUGCAGGUGUAUCUUCUCCUGCAGACGCCGCUGAUGUUCACAGAGCAGAUGCAGCAGGACGUCAUCAUGGUGCUAAAGUUCCCGUCGAACUCUCCAGUGACCCACGUGGCGGCCAACACUCAGACCGGUCUCACGUCGCCGGCCAUCAUCACAGUCACGGCCAACCGCCUGUUUGCAGUUAACAAGUGGCACGGAUUGACAGGUCAUCAGGGCGCAGCGGUGCAGGACCAGCAGUACCAGCUUCCUGUGGAAAUUGACCCGCUGAUAGCCAACAACGUGGGGACUCACCGUCGGCAGAUCUCAGAUCUGCUGGACCAGAGCAUCAACAUCAGCUCGCAGUGCUUCGUCGUCACGGCAGACAACCGCUUCAUCCUCCUGUGCGGCUUCUGGGACAAGAGCUUCCGGGUCUACUCCACCGACACAGGCAAACUGACUCAGAUCGUGUUCGGGCACCGUGACGUGGUGACGUGUCUGGCCCGCUCCGAGUCGUACAUCGGGGGAGACUGCUACAUCCUGUCAGGCUCCAGAGAUGCCACCCUGCUGCUGUGGUACUGGAACGGCAAGCACUGCAGCAUCGGGGAGAGCCCCGGCACAGAGUUCACCGUACCACGAGCCAUCCUGACGGGCCACGACUGCGAGGUGACGUGCGCCAGCGUGUGCGCCGAGCUGGGCCUCGUCAUCAGCGGCUGCAAAGAGGGGCCGUGCCUGAUCCAUUCCAUGAAUGGAGACCUGCUGCGGACGCUGGAGGGCCCCGGGCGAUGCGCGUCCCCCCGCCUCAUCCAGUCGUCCACCGAGGGCCACUGCGUGAUCUACUAUGACCGGGGGCACUUCUGCCUCUUCAGCGUCAACGGGAAGCUGCUCCGGCACAUGGAGCUGGAGGACAGCGUCAAGGCCAUGCUGCUGAGUCGUGAUGGACAGUACCUGCUGACCGGCGGAGACGGAGGAGUCGUGUCCGUGUGGCGGGUCCACAGCCUCACGCAGCUGUUCACGUACCCCGGCUGCGACGCGGGCAUCCGCUCCAUGGCCAUGUCACACGACCAAAGGUGCGUCAUAACCGGCAUGGCUUCCGGCAGCAUCGUGCUCUUCUACAACGACUUCAACCGGUGGCACCACGAGUACCAGAACCGGUACUGAGCAGAAAGCGGCGGCGACCCGACUGACAAACGUCCCGAAACACCCGCAAGCGUGAGCUUUUCCUCAAAGCACUGUUCUGUCUGAGUCCUGAAUGUAUCUCCAUGGAGGAAGCUGUCCUGUUAUAGUGGAACAUUGAAACUAUUUUUAAAAAGGGCAUUGCUAUAUUUUGUAGACCAGAUAGAUUUUCAUAUGAAUCAUAGGGUGGGGGCGACGUUCCUGUGCGGUUAAAAAAAAACAGAUCUAUUUUUAGCUGUGAGAGUCUAUUUUCAUCUCUUCCAGAAAAGAACAGAGGGAUUUGUGGGGAGCUAGUGAGAAUCUUUGCGCUGGAAUUAAAAAUCCAAAUAUUUCUGUACUCUAGGGUGAGUGUUUUUUUUUCUGUAGGUGUGAAACUGUAUGUGAGAAAUUAUUAUUACGCUAUCAUUCAUUUUAAACAUGCUUCUUUGCCAUUUUUGGCAACACAGCUGGUAGAUAAGAAAUAACGCAGAGGGAUUAUACGUAUAUAAAUAUAUAUCUAAAUAUUUACUGUUUAAAUGUAGUCCCUCCUGUUUAAGAGUCCUCCUCCCUCUGUGCUUGCUAAGAGACUGUGUCUGUGCAUGGCUCACUACUUAAAAUCCAUCAGCACAGACCUGUCACCCGAUCAUUUAAUACAUUAAAACAAUUUGAUCAAAUCGACGUGAAAAAAGUUUGCAGAGGAUAAUCGAGAUCUGUCAAACAGUGAGUCUUAUUGUGGCGGGGUGAGACGUUCACUGACAGGAGGGGACUUUCUGUGUGUUGUUCCCUCUUGUCACAGCAGCCUAAAUUGAAAAAAAAAAGUUGAGUCUGAUUUAAAGCGACGCUAAUUCAUCUUCCUGUGUUCCUGUUUUAAAAAAGCGAAACGUCCACUUUUCUCUGAUUUCAAAGGAUUCCUUUAAGUGCUGAGCGUUGGUGUGGUGUGAAUCUCCAGUUGUAUGAUCUACUCAUGAACCAAUAUAAUUUUGCCAUCGUUCUGGAGUGUCGUGUGAGUUCUGACAAUAAAAUGGAAUUUUAUAACUUAAUAA
Molecule: messenger RNA, 10456 nt
Organism: Betta splendens (Siamese fighting fish)
Lineage: Eukaryota; Metazoa; Chordata; Actinopteri; Anabantiformes; Osphronemidae
Gene: lrba
Product: LPS responsive beige-like anchor protein
Exons: 57
Coding region: 735-9419 (2894 amino acids)
Biological process (GO): intracellular protein localization
Cellular component (GO): membrane; cytosol
Molecular function (GO): protein kinase binding
Source: RefSeq, a predicted model, not a curated record